This is a messenger RNA of Microsporum canis CBS 113480, 4014 nucleotides long. Its product is annotated as DNA damage-responsive transcriptional repressor RPH1. The transcript has 5 exons. The coding region runs from base 1 to 4014 and encodes 1337 amino acids. NCBI's taxonomy places the organism in Eukaryota, Fungi, Ascomycota, Eurotiomycetes, Onygenales, Arthrodermataceae. The record is from RefSeq and is a predicted model, not a curated record. Gene Ontology annotation, cellular component: nucleus. Gene Ontology annotation, molecular function: histone H3K36 demethylase activity; histone H3K9 demethylase activity. Gene Ontology annotation, biological process: chromatin remodeling.
AUGGCGGAACAACGUAGUGUUCCAGGCGGCAACACAGCUGCGUCGAUGACCCCACCUGCCAGUGCCGACGGAGAGAAGAUGCAUUCUCAUAGUAUCAAUUCCUCCUCUACUUCACCUCGUCCUUCCAUCGAGGAUGACGGUACCUCUUCCAUUCUGGACGAUAUUCAACCAGACCAUUAUUAUGAGGGUGGGAGAAUCCCGGUCUUCAAGCCGACCAUGGACCAGUUUCGAGAUUUUCGGGCCUUCAUUAGCUGUAUUGAUAAAUAUGGCAUGAAGUCGGGAAUUGUCAAAGUGGUUCCUCCAAAGGAGUGGACGGAGUCACUUCCCGCCCUAGAUGAAGCCGUCAAGACUAUCCGUAUCAAGAACCCUAUCGUCCAAGAAUUCACGGGGUCUCACGGAACCUUCACUCAGGCAAAUAUUGAGAAACAGCGGUCAUAUAACCUUCCACAGUGGAAAGCCUUGUCUGAAGAAAUUAGCCACCAGCCUCCUGCCCGACGUGGAGAGAGGCGUUGGACUCAGGGAAAGGCUCGAGGUGCAGCCAAAGGACAGACUAAUAAGCCUGAAACCCAGAAACGCAAACCAGCUGCAAACAAGCGUAAGUCCAGUGAGGAACUUCCCGAACACCAGGAUGAUGGUGAAGGAUCCAAGCCUGAAAGCCCGCCCACCCCGGUGUCUCCAGUGUCCAAACCCGUCAAAGCUAAAUCCGAGGAAUUAAGUGAUGGGGAACCAUUACCAGCCCCCAAGCCAAAGGGCAGACAACCCAAGACUGUCUCUGCUCGUCGGAAAAAUAACCGGGAUGAGCAUGAUGACUAUAUUGAUGAAGAAGCUUUCAUCGAUUUUGACUAUCGUCUCUCCAGUAACGAAGAGUUCACCGCCGAAAGGUGUGAGGAACUCGAAACCGCUUAUUGGAAGUCUCUUAUGUAUAACAAUCCCAUGUACGGUGCUGAUAUGCCGGGUUCUUUGUUUGAUGACGCCGUAACUUCAUGGAAUGUUGCCAACCUGCCAAAUCUCCUGGAUGUUCUCGGCCAAAAAGUCCCUGGUGUGAAUACUGCUUAUGUCUACCUUGGCAUGUGGAAGGCCACUUUUGCUUGGCAUCUAGAAGAUGUUGAUCUUUACAGUAUUAACUACAUCCACUUUGGUGCUCCAAAGCAGUGGUACAGCAUCUCACAGGAAGACCUCCCACGUUUCGAGGCUGCGAUGCGGAGUAUCUGGCCAACGGAUUCGAAGAACUGCAGUCAGUUCUUACGCCACAAGACUUACCUGAUUUCCCCUACCGUCCUCAAGUCACAGUACGGCAUCACCGCGAAUAAGCUAGUUCAUUAUGAAGGCGAGUUCGUCAUCACCUUCCCGUAUGGUUAUCACUCUGGGUUCAACUUGGGAUACAACUGUGCAGAGUCAGUCAAUUUUGCCACGGAAAGUUGGCUUGAUUAUGCCCGUAUUGCCAAGAAAUGCCACUGUGAAACGGACACCGUCUGGAUCGAUGUUGAAGAAAUUGAACGAAAGCUACGGGGCGAGUCUACUCCUGAGUACUACGAUGAGAUUAGAAGUGAGCAGUAUGAAGGUGCCUCUGACCUUCUUACUCCCCCUCGGAGCGUCCCGGAAAAAUCUACAAGACCAAGGAAAAGGAAGGUUGAUGGCACAGAAUCUAAAUCCAAGCGUGCCAAGUUGCAUUUAGAUUACCCCAAGAAACCACCUUGUGUGCUGUGUCCAAAUAGUAUGGAUUACGAGGAACUUUUGCCCACUGAGGGCGGCCUAUCACAAGCCCAUAGACGCUGCGCCUUAUUCAUUGAAGAGACCUCCAUCCUCAAAGAUGACCUUGGCCGCGAAGUUGUCUGCGAUAUCGAUAAGAUCCCCAAAGCCCGUAUGGGGUUAAAAUGCUUGUUUUGCCGCGAGGUAAAAGGCGCUUGUUUCCAGUGUAUGUAUGGAAAAUGCGCCAGGGCAUAUCAUCCAACAUGUGCGUUACUUGCUGGUGUGCAGGUAGAAUUUGGCGAGACUUCAGUUGUUGCAGACGACGGCCAGGAGUACUCGGUUCCUGCCAUUGACCUAAAAUGCAAGUACCAUCGCCAGAAACGAUUUGGCUCCUUGCCGUCGCAGUCACUCGAUACGGACUCCAAAGUUAUGGAGACGGCUCUCAAACUGAAGCCAGGAGACUUGAUGCAAUUCCAGGCUGAUAAGGAGAUCAAUGGAGCCGUGGUGUUGGAGAACCGCCCAUCGGAGCGCUCAUUGAUGUUGAAAGUGCUUCCACGAGGUGACGUGAUCGAGCUUCCAUACCGGUGGACCUUAAUAGUUAAAAAGACAAACUUUCCCCCACUACCUCCAAACAUCCUACCACUCCCUGCCCAUCUCUCUCGAAAGCCCAGCCUGAGAAACGGUUCGGACUCCUCCAUGCCCUCUCAUGGAAUGGUAUUCGGUGAUACUUCCUCGGGUUACCGCUGGGAGGACUUUAUUUGCGAGCAACCCCCAUUUAAUCCGGACGCGUGUGCAGUUGAUCUGACAAAACCGGAGACACUAUGGUAUUAUAUGGGCAAGUCCUCCACGGACUGCCGUGCUCAGUAUACCCAUAAUGUGGAUAUUUCAAUUCAUAACCCUAGGUCUAAUUUCCUUGAGAGUGUAAGGACACUUAGAGCACCCACUGCUCCGGCUAAGGCACCCGGUCGUCCCCCUGUGUACAAUUCGAGCCCAGUUAUUUCCAGUGCGCCAUCCUUGCCCCGGCCACUUCUAGGAUCGACAACUACAACGGCGCCACCAGCGCCAGCCCAAACUGCAAGAGCAGCGUCUCCGGCAAAGUCCCAGGCUUCCAAUCCGCAGACUAAUGAUAGUCUUCCUGUGUGGAGCCCAAACGACAGUGCAAUGAAGUCCACUAUGGCCCGUAGACUUAUUGCCUCUAUUACUGAACAUGCCAAUGCAACUGCUGGAUAUACUAUUGUGAAUCCUGACUUUGUGGUGCAGACGCUUCUAGGAGAUGAUACUUCGCCAAUUCCGAAGAACGGCUUGGAAAAGCUCAGAACGUCCAUGUCCGAAUCACAGGUUCCUAUUCGAUCCGUAGAUGGAACGGUCUCCUACCAACCCUUGAACAUGGAGGCUGAUGACGUCGACCAUCUCAUUCGAAUGCUUCGUUUCGCCGUGAACAGCCUCACUAGCGUCGUUAAUGUACCGGAGAAACCCAAGGCCCCCGAGCAACAGCCAGUAGUAGCACAAGAGCCUGCAAAAAUCCUCCAGCCCCCACCACAAGAACCCGCCGCCCAAUCAAUCACCGGAAGGUGGACGUACCUGGAAAUACAACGGCGUCAAGCGCCACCGGUCUACUGCUCGCCAUAUGCACCCGGGUUUGGGUUUUCGGAAUAUGCCAAGGAAGAAUAUGGACUAGUAGGAACUCCGCAAUCAUCUCGAAAAGAGCCUUUAGCAGCGGACUAUUUUGCUAAGCUAUCUCCAGAAGACCAGGAAAAGAUAGUCCAGGCUUGUGGGCCGGUUCCCCCAGCCUCGGAAAGCUUCUCAACCCUGGAUGGCUCGAUAAUAGCAACUCAUGGCCCUGCAAACCAGAAUCUCCUAUUCCCUACGACAGAAACUACUGCGCCUAAUAUAUCCGCGGCCAUGAUCCCAGAUAGCCACCUCCAUCCACUAUCCGCGUUCGAUGUGGCCCUCCGCGCCGACUCUCCUGCUUCGAGUUUCAACCGUGUCCCACUCCACUACCAAUCUCCUCAGGAAUUCGGAAGCCACAUAGAUCACGAAUCCUCAUUGCUACCACGCCAUCUCCAUGACCACCAUGAUCUCUUCGGUGAUCAACAAGCAAACACACGGUUUUGGCAGAGGAGUGUGCCGUGGAAUGAUGUUGAUACUCAGUCCCAUGAUGAGGAGCAUAGGCCAUUUUUUGGUCCUCAUCUACGCCCACCAGGGCACGAGUACGCUUCAUCGGACAUGGAAUUUGGCAAGGGGCCUGGAUCACUUCAUUCAAUGGAUAUGGCUGGAUUUGGUUUCGAUGGGCCGGAUGAUCUCUUACCAGACCCUAGCCCAUAA